CCGUCACAUGAAUAAUGUGAACGAAUCUUGAAACAACUGAGUACUGCUUGGAAUCCUGCUGACCUGCUUAACAAAACAAUAAAGGUACUGUGAGGGGAAGCGUCAGUGUUUAUUCACAUCUCUGUGUAGAGGGCAGUGCGAUGACACAGCAGCUAGUGGGGGUUCCUCCAAGUGCUCGGGUUUCCUCCCACACUCCAAAAAUGUUUCACGGGGAGGGGUGAGUUUAAACUGCCCUUUGUGUGUGUGUGUGUGUGUGUGUGUGUGUGUGUGUGGUGACUGCACGUGAUUACCCCGUGAUGCUUUCGGCUGUUUCACGCACUGGGCUUCCAGGAUAGACUCCAGAACAGCAUGACCUUGCGCUGGACAUGUUGUUAAUAAUGAAGGUGAACUCCAUACUAACAUGAAUAUGGCUAGUCACACACAGAGCAGUGGAGACAGCAGUACUCCUGUACUUCAGGACACUGUCUCUGUGAUUCACUGUAAAAGUGGGACCUAAAAGGUCGACUUGAGAGGUAUCUGAUCUGAAAGGAAUGUACAACUACUUAGCAAUAAUAAUAAGGAAAACGGGUUUGUAAGAAAUACUAAGUGUAAACCGAUCCGACAUUCCGUGUUCCUGCUUUAUUAAAAGGUACAAAGUACUUCUUUCUCUCGUUCAGCUCAUUUUCAUUCCCCUCUCAUAUUUCUUUCCUGCGGCAACAAAGGAGUCUUUGUGGUUACUUGUGUUGUGCUGCAACACCAGGAAACUAUUGCAACAGCUCCAAAACCCACCUCAGAUCAGUAUAACAAUGUGGCUCCUGUUGCAUAAAACGGAGCUGUGGAAAACACACUGAUCCUGGAUCGGUUUUUCCGCAGAGAGUGCCGGCAGGAGCAACGCCCCCGAGCCCGGGGCCAAUCACGUGGCUUUUUCGGGUCGUACUCUGAACCAAUCAGAGAGCACAUACACAGCCACACCUACCUUGUGGCAGCGCUCGAUUUACAACUUUUUUAUAUUUAGUCUUUAAUGAUGUACUCGCACAGGCUCCAAAACUUGCAGAAAGUAUGAAAAUACGGCAAAGCAUUAGAGCGCAGCAUCACUACAGCGGCUUCCAUCACUGGCGAUCGUAAUGUGAUAUAGGGGUGGUCCCUUCUUCCGUCCAAUCAGCAGCGCGGUGACUCUGUUGAGGGGUGUGUCUUCGUUGCAUACCCAAUCAGGAGCGGAGCCUCCUUUCCCGUCCAAUCAGCGGUGGCGGUGUGUCCUCUACGGGGAGGCGCCCUGCUUUGGACGCAGCCUCAGUUCUUCAGACACGCAGUGGCAAUGGCGGCUUUGAGAGCGGUGGUCCACAGGUGGCGUGGUUGGCCUUUCUGCCCGGCCCUGGGAUCUGUGCGCUUCGCCAGCUCUUCCUUCAAGGCUUCCGACUUGACUGUGGAGCACAGCGGCACCUCGAAGCCGAAGCCCGACCCCUCGUCCCUGGUGUUUGGGAAGCACUUCUCCGACCACAUGCUCACCGUCCACUGGUCCCAGCAGGAAGGCUGGGGGGCACCGCAGAUCACGCCCUUCCAGAACCUGUCGCUGCACCCUGCCUCGUCGGCCCUGCACUACUCCAUCGAGCUCUUCGAGGGAAUGAAGGCAUUUCGGGGUGAUGACAAGCAUGUACGCCUCUUCCGGCCCAUGCUGAACAUGGAGAGGAUGCACCGUUCUGCCGAGCGCUCCUGCCUUCCCCUCUUUGACAAGGCCGAGUUGCUCGAGUGCAUCAGGAGGCUGGUGGAGCUGGACCAGGAGUGGGUGCCCUACUCAUGCGAUGCCAGCCUCUACAUACGGCCCACCUUCAUCGGCACCGAGCCCUCCCUGGGGGUGUCGAGGGCGUGUCAUGCCCUGCUCUUUGUCAUCGUGGGGCCCGUGGGGCCCUACUUCGCCACGGGGUCCUUCAACCCGGUGUCCCUGCUCGCCGACCCGAAAUACGUGCGGGCCUGGAGGGGGGGCGUCGGCGAGUUCAAGAUCGGAGGGAAUUACGGACCCACGAUCGCCGUGCAGCAUGAGGCCAACAAGUUGGGCUGCCAGCAGGUGCUGUGGCUCUACGGCGAGCAGGAGGAGAUCACCGAGGUGGGCACCAUGAACAUCUUCAUCUACUGGACCACGAAGGAUGGAGGGAGAGAGUUGGUCACUCCUCCACUAGAUGGCAUCAUUCUUCCAGGGGUCACCAGGCAGUCGCUGCUGGACCUGGCGCGCCAGUGGGGUGAGUUCAAGGUGACCGAGCGUACAGUCAGAAUGAAGGAGCUCCUGGCGGCUCUGGACUCGGGCCGGGUUCUGGAGGUGUUUGGUUCUGGUACAGCUUGUGUGGUCUGUCCAGUGGGCAGCCUGCUCUACAGAGGAAAGACCUAUAAUAUUCCCACGAUGAAGAACGGUCCCCACCUGGCCAAGCGCUUCUACAAAGAACUCACGGAUAUACAGUACGGUCGGGUGGGCAGCGACUGGACGAUGCUGGUGGCUUGAGGAGCGAAGGCCUCUAAGCCAAGCGGCAGAGAGUUGGUCUGCCACGCUCCCAGCCCCUCCCUCCAACACUCCCAUUGGUUUUCUUUGCAAACAAGGUCUGCUUUGUGUGUGGAUGCGGGGCCGCAGUUGCGGUUCGCAGCUCCAUCCUUGUGCACUUUCUUUUAAAGGGACUAGAGGUAGUUUUUCUCCGCUUAUCCGUUCUGCUUUCAGGUCAGACACAUUUAUUGCACAGCCAACCGUCAACUAGUUUCGGUUAAACUGUUUUUGCCCAUCUGUGUCUGCGUGAAGUGUCACAGUCAGCGUGAGCGUGCGGUUGACGCUGUGGUCAAAUGGCUGCUGGAACUAAUUGACUUGUGUUUUUUUUUUAUAAGUGUAGAUUUCACAGUACUAACGCGUGUCCGUGACGACAUGUGAAUUGUUGCUGUUUUCGUCUGACUAGCGUGUUACAUGGAAUUUGGCGGUAAGCUGCGGUGCUAUUUUACAUGGUUCUUUGGACUUAGGACUGUUCACUCCUGCGUGUGUGUGUGUGUGAGAGAAUCGAGCAGGUCACACAAAAUGACCACUGAGGUGAAGAAUCAAACCACUUUGAAGCGAUACGCACACACACCGUCUGUUCCCUGUGUCAUAACUCUACCUUUACCUGCUCGUGCUUAAGUCUUCCAGCGUGCUGAGCCAUCACACGGCCCUUACACUGGUAAACCUGGGCUGUGAUUUAGUACACUCUGAAUGUGAGUGUGUCCGAAGUACUGUGUGUUAGGAAGUAACAGGUGUCUGUCGCAUCGCUGGAAUGUCAAUGCUUCUCUUGUCUCGUUGUUACACCGGGCACUGUUACUGUUUUUACAAUAAACCUCCUCUGUUCUAUGGC
Scleropages formosus (Asian bonytongue) is the source of this 3335-nucleotide messenger RNA. Its product is annotated as branched-chain-amino-acid aminotransferase, cytosolic. Gene Ontology annotation, cellular component: mitochondrion; cytosol. The coding region runs from base 1295 to 2470 and encodes 391 amino acids. Gene Ontology annotation, molecular function: estradiol 17-beta-dehydrogenase [NAD(P)+] activity; branched-chain-amino-acid:2-oxoglutarate transaminase activity. NCBI's taxonomy places the organism in Eukaryota, Metazoa, Chordata, Actinopteri, Osteoglossiformes, Osteoglossidae. Gene Ontology annotation, biological process: L-leucine biosynthetic process; L-valine biosynthetic process; steroid catabolic process. The record is from RefSeq and is a predicted model, not a curated record. The transcript is spliced from 11 exons.